Solanum verrucosum is the source of this 2305-nucleotide messenger RNA. RefSeq names its product putative phospholipid:diacylglycerol acyltransferase 2. Gene Ontology annotation, cellular component: cytoplasm. The record is from RefSeq and is a predicted model, not a curated record. Lineage: Eukaryota; Viridiplantae; Streptophyta; Magnoliopsida; Solanales; Solanaceae. Gene Ontology annotation, biological process: lipid metabolic process. The coding region runs from base 92 to 2212 and encodes 706 amino acids. The transcript is spliced from 6 exons.
UUCUCUUGAUCCUUCUUACCCUUACGGAGUUUCAUUAUUUUCCAAAAUUUUGUUUGUUACUCUGCUCUUCUCAAUUCUGCAUUCUGAAUUGAUGGGGUUCUUCCAUUUCUUGAAAACACAGCUUACUACAGUUUUUCAGGUCAAUCUGAGUGUUAUUUCUAAUUAUAUUGAUGGUAAAGUUAGAAUCUUUAAUUCAAUUCUUCAAUUUUGUAAGCUCUGUUUUCUUGAACUAGUAAAGUGUUCUUCAGAUGAAUCAUUUGACAAGAAACAAGAAAAUGCCGUGUAUGUUUAUGAAAAUCCAAAACACAAGAAAACUAGCAGGGACGCUAAUGAAUGGAGGUGUAUAGAUAACUGUUUUUGGAUAAUUGGAUACUUGUGUAUAACUUGGUGGCUACUUUUAUUUCUAUGCAAUUUUUUGCCUGCUAUUUUGCCAGGUUUUAAAUUGGCUGAAUUACCUGGGAGUAGGCUAAAAAAUGAAGGGUUGAAUGCUCAUCACCCUGUUGUUUUGGUGCCUGGAAUUGUAACUGGUGGUCUUGAACUUUGGGAAGGCAAGCCUUGUUCUGAAGGAUUAUUUCGUAAGAGACUUUGGGGUGGUAGCUUUGCUGAAAUAUUCAAGAGGCCAUUAUGUUGGUUGGAACACCUAUCUUUGGAUAAUGAAACUGGGCUUGAUCCACCGGGAAUUCGAGUACGUGCAGUUACAGGACUAGUAGCAGCUGAUUAUUUUGCUCCUGGUUAUUUUGUUUGGGCUAAUCUUAUUGAAAAUUUGGCAAAGAUUGGCUAUGAACAGAAGAAUAUGUACAUGGCUUCUUAUGACUGGAGGCUAUCCUUCCAAAAUACAGAGAUCAGGGACCAAUCUCUGAGCAGGCUAAAGAGAAAAAUUGAGCUUUUGUAUGUUACAAAUGGUAACAAGAAAGUGGUGGUAGUGCCUCACUCGAUGGGCGUCAACUAUUUUCUCCACUUCCUUAAAUGGGUUGAAGCACCUCCCCCUGUUGGAGGGGCUGGUGGCCUUGGUUGGUGUGCCAAGCACAUCAAAGCAAUCAUGAAUAUUGGUCCAGCAUUUCUUGGAGUACCAAAGGCUGUUGCUAAUAUAUUGUCUGCUGAGGGAAAAGAUGUUGCGUUUAUCAGAGCCAUGGCUCCUGGUCUGUUCGAUUUGGAGACCUUUGGUUUUCAAACCUUUCAACAUGUUAUGAGGGUAUUUCGAACAUGGGACUCUGUCAUUUCAUUGCUACCGAAAGGAGGAGAGACAGUCUGGGGCGAUCUGAAUAGGUCCCCAGAAGAAGAAAAUGUAUGUCAUUCAGCAAAGACACAAUACCUGCAUUCCUCUUCAAAGGAGAGCAAUGGAAAUGAUACUGACACUCGGAGGAGUAUCCAGGAAAAAGAACUGGCAAAAUAUGGAAGAUUAGUAUCAUUUGGGAAGGUAGCAUCUGAGAUACCUUCGUCACAACUCUCUUUAAUAGAUCCAAAGGAAAUCUUGUAUGAAAACGCGCCCAUUUCCAGCACAUCAUGUGAGGAGUUGAUGACAGAAUAUGAUGGGAUGAGUCAGGAGAGCAUCAAGCGAGCGACUGAAAAUAAAGCCUACACGGCAAGAACUCUAAUAGAUCUUCUCAGGUUUGUAGCACCAAAGACGAUGCAGCGUGCUGAGUCACACUUCUCCCAUGGAUUAGCAGAUAACUUAGAAGACCCAAAAUAUAGUCAUUAUAAGUACUGGUCAAAUCCACUUGAAACAAUGUUGCCAGAUGCUCCGGAUAUGGAGAUCUUCUGUUCAUAUGGAGUGGGAAUUCCCACCGAAAGAUCAUAUGUCUACAAGAUAUCACCUUCUGAUAGAUGCAAGAGCAUUCCUCUUCAAAUUGACAUCUCUGCAGAUGGAAGCGACAAUGAUUGCUUGAGUGGUGGAGUAUACUUUGUUGAUGGCGAUGAGAGUGUACCAGUCGUGAGUGCUGGCUUCAUGUGUGCAAAAGGAUGGCGAGGCAAGACACGCUUUAACCCCUCGGGCAUUGCUACUUAUAUAAGAGAAUACCAGCACAAGCCACCAGCUAGUCUGCUAGAAGGGAGAGGCACAGAGAGUGGUGCCCAUGUUGACAUUCUGGGGAACUUUGCCUUGAUAGAAGAUGUUCUACGAGUUGCUGCUGGUGCCUCAGGUACAGAGUUAGAUGGUGAUAGAGUUUAUUCGGGUAUCAUGGAAAUGUCAGAACAGAUAAAUAUUCAGCUAUGACAUCAAAGAUGUUUUGAUACAUGGAUGAAGAACAAAGUAAAGGUCAGAGGAAAGAGUUCAAAAGAUGUUGGGAGUAAAUAUGAGUACACUAGU